AUGCAAGUGCCAGAAGUACUUUGCAAUAACACAUACCGGUACUUGUGGAGGCUCCCCUUGGAACAAAACGGUCACCGGCCAUCGGCCCUGGGCCCAGACCAGAAACCUCCCCCUCCCCUCCGUGCCUUCUCCGACCCCCCCGAGAUUGGGAACGGGCCUCCCGGUGCGUUGGCAGACUGGAUCUGGAGUACUUGGGUACCUCUGGGCAGGUAUCUUUCUUCACCUCAUGUUCUCAAUUGGGCAUGGCUCAGGUACAUCCAUCUUGUACCUCUUGUUCCUUCUCCCGAGUCCGCCAAGAGACAAUCGGAAGGGUCCAAAGUCGGGAAUGGCGGCCCAAGAAACCUCAUCCGGAGACACCUCACCAUCCUCGCAUGCGCUGUCGUCAGGACCGCACGUGAGGUCAUCGCAACGCGGGGCUCCCUCAGUUGCGCGAGUCCUUGGUGGUUCUUCUCAUUUCCCUCUUUCAGACUCGACACCUCAGGAUUGUGUUACCUCCUGAACACCUCGGGACAUCAUCUCAGGAGUCAAACGAUACCUGCCCCAUGGAUCCCUCAUGGACACCAGAAGAAGUCGCCAGAAGGCGGUCGACGACCCCUUGGCACCAUCAUUGGCUCGUUGCCCGGGUCAUGA
Messenger RNA from Colletotrichum paranaense, 630 nucleotides. RefSeq lists its product as uncharacterized. The transcript has a single exon. Lineage: Eukaryota; Fungi; Ascomycota; Sordariomycetes; Glomerellales; Glomerellaceae. The record is from RefSeq and is a predicted model, not a curated record. Bases 1 to 630 code for a protein of 209 amino acids.